This is a messenger RNA of Ordospora pajunii, 873 nucleotides long. RefSeq lists its product as uncharacterized. The transcript has a single exon. Bases 1 to 873 code for a protein of 290 amino acids. Lineage: Eukaryota; Fungi; Microsporidia; Ordosporidae. The record is from RefSeq and is a predicted model, not a curated record.
AUGCAGCGAAUAAGAUUUGCAGAUAUCCGCCCAGUAAAGCCAGAUGACUUUAUUUUUGACGAGACGAUCUGCACCAGCCAGGAACAAAAGCCAAAGAUCACACAAGAGUAUACAAAGGAAGAAAGAGAUUGUAUAGCAAAGAAGAAGAUUCUUGCAGUGGCUAUAAAGAAAACUGCUUGGGCAUCAAAGAAAGCACAGAAGAAAGAGCCUGAAACAGUGUGGGAUGGCGAUCUGUCAAGAGCAGAGCAAGGCCACUUUGACCCGAGGGGAAACUUUGUGAUUGGAGAUCCUCCGAAGGCAUCGUUUCUGUGGCUGGUAAGGACAUCCCAAGGCGUGCUUGGGCCAUUGACAGAUAAUGAACUGAGAAUCAUGAUUGAUGACGGCAGCAUUGCAAACUCAUACAUCAGAAGAGAUGUGGACAAGGAAUUUGUGCCGUACAAAAGCGUCGUUGAUGAUCUCGGGGAUUUUCUAGCAUCAGACAAGGUAGAUGAGUACUUCCAAAAGAAUGCUGUUGCAAAGAGCCUGCCCCAAAAGCCUCAGGAAUUCUUCGAGGAUCUUUCGUCCAUGUCGUUGAAGAAGGAGCCUGUGAAGGAUAUUGACCGUGCAGAAAUACUUGAGAGAUGCAUUCGAUCCAAGGGGUUUCUUCAUGGUAAGAAUCCAUCAGUAAGCUUAGGACAAAUCGAAAGACGGAUAUCCGGCAAGUCGUUCUCAGAAGCAGUAAGCAUAAUCUCAGGCAUAUCAGGGCUAAAGGCACUUGAGUCCGAGGAGUUCUUAAACAUGUUUCUUGAUGAGUCAAAGCUAUCGAUCCUUUCGGACAUCUGUCCAGAUGGAUUUGUAAAGGUUGCUCCAAAGCCAAAGAAAAGGACAAAGUAG